Molecule: messenger RNA, 1354 nt
Organism: Puntigrus tetrazona (Sumatra barb)
Lineage: Eukaryota; Metazoa; Chordata; Actinopteri; Cypriniformes; Cyprinidae
Product: sorting nexin-10B-like
Biological process (GO): intracellular protein transport
Molecular function (GO): phosphatidylinositol binding
Source: RefSeq, a predicted model, not a curated record
AUUAAUUCCUAUGAUUUCAAAUCUGAAUUUUUAGCAUCAUUGCUCCAUCACGACGCUUUACAAAUCAUUUAAUAUUAUGAUAAUAGAACGUUAAGAAUUGUCUAAAAUAGAAAUAUUUUGUAUUACAGCAAAAAUGCUGAAAAUGUUUACUUUUUUAUUUUGAUCUUGUUUUAUUUAUUUUUUUACAGGUCUAUAUAUUUUUGCUGCUUUUUUCUAUUUUAAUUCCAGUAAUGAACAUGUUUUUAAUUCCAGCUAAAUGUAAUAAACCCGUUGUUAUCCGUGAUAUCAAGAGGUUUGAGAAGCCAAUACAUGAAUAACUGCGUAGUUGUUUCAAACACGCAGGCGUUAUGAUUACGGUACCCAUUUUUUCCAGCUGCUUUUUCGUGCUCUUUUUAUUUUUAUGGCAGCGCUAGUCUGCUCCGUCUCUGGUGGCUGGUAAAAAUGAAGCACCGCUGUCCGUCAGAGACACCAAAUGAGCUUGGAUGUUUUUCCCCAGUCUACAGUUCCCAUGAAUCAGCCCCGGUUGGUCAACAAGCCCAAUGUCUCAUGAAAAUACUUCCCUUUUUAUUCUUCCCAUUUUUUUUAAACCUCUGAGCACUGAGUACAUGUGUCCUUGUCCAGUCUGAGUUUGUGAGCGUGUGCGUGAGGUAUCCUCAAGCGUUCUUGGACUUAUGCAGGAAUUCACCGGCGUGUGGGUGAGGGAUCCUCGCAUCCAGAAAGAGGAUUUCUGGCAUGCUUACAUGGAUUAUGAAAUCUGUAUACAUACAAACAGUUUGGCCUUCACUAAGAAGAGUUCCUGCGUGCGGCGGAGAUACAGCGAGUUCGUGUGGCUAAGAAAAAAGCUACAGGAAAAUGCCAUGCUCAUAACCCAUCUACCCAAACUUCCUCCAAAAAACCCGUUCUUCAGUCUCAACAAUGCCAGAGAGAUCGCCCGCAUGGAAGGGCUCAGGAAAUUUCUAGAAGAGGUGGUUCACAGCCCGGUGCUGCUUUCGGACAGCUGCUUGCAUCUCUUCCUGCAGUCCCAGCUAAGCGUGAAGAAAAUGGAGGCCUGCGCCAAAGGCCGGAGUCGCUACACUGUCUCUGAGGCCAUCUGCAGUUUCGCCUCAGGAAACAAACGCUUUGAAUCUCAGUCUGAAGACAGCAUGGAAGAAGAGGACGAUAACUGUGAAUCAGACUGAUGGACUAUUUUCUGCUAAGACAUUGCUGAGGAGCGUAACGUUCAACGCUGAAGAUUACACGAGGAGACGAAGCAACGGGGAAAAAGUUACCAUCAUUGUUGCAGCGCUCUUACUCUCUGUAUCGAUGAAUCUGUACUGAUGAAGAUAACCUAAUAAAUUCAUUUAUUUAAACCGCA